AUGAAGCACGACAAAAGUCGACCACACGAAUCACUCAUUUGCGUUGGGUACAUCGCUAUCCAAGGUAUAGAUGUCUCCUACGCGGCAGGGGAUCCCCGAAACCAACGACUAGGCUAUUUGACUGCGGUCAGGACUCCUGCAAGUACCCCGACCGCGUCAUCAAACAUCAAACUCCAGACUAAUGUCCUCUUGGCAGUUAAAGUCUCGUGUGACAAUGUCUCGGGCACGAGGAUUGUGGACCGUAGCCUUGCCGAACAAGCAGCGCCGCCUGCUGCGGCUCAUGAGAACAUCGAACCUGAAUAUCCUGACGUCAUUGGCUGGAUGUUGGAUCCAUCAUGGAUCGAUACAGCCUCGCCGAACAACACGACAGAACCUUUGCAAAUACCAAUUACCACUCUAUGA
Fonsecaea pedrosoi CBS 271.37 is the source of this 402-nucleotide messenger RNA. RefSeq lists its product as uncharacterized. Bases 1 to 402 code for a protein of 133 amino acids. The transcript has a single exon. The record is from RefSeq and is a predicted model, not a curated record. Lineage: Eukaryota; Fungi; Ascomycota; Eurotiomycetes; Chaetothyriales; Herpotrichiellaceae.